AUGAACAACGUCGUCGAACCUCUGAGCCCUUUCUCUGACCCUAUACGAACCCUCCCGGGAUGUCGUCCCUGCGGCUUAGCUUGGGACAAGUGCAAGCUAGGCCUGCAAAGAAGCGACGAUGAGCUCGUCAUCUCCUUCCAGUUCCCCGAGUUAGCUUGGGUGCGAAGGUUGAGCAUAAAGAAUGGAGAGCUGCAAUGCAACCUUCAGGAGCUCGAGGUCCUGCGUUGGAUAGCCGAAGAUGGUGAUACAACAGAUGCUGGUACUUCUCUUCGGGACUUCGACAUCGUGUACGUUCCACAAAAACAGUAUCCUUGCCUGUUCCCACAUCAGGCUGGUACAACUCAUGACGUCUUGGAGAUCUUGCCUGAUAUGGCCGAGGAGGAGCUACGAGAGGUUGGAGAGGUGGCAAUCCGAAAUUCCACCGUGCUACUAUGCCCAGCACCAUGUUCCUGUUGUACGUCCCCGCUGCAUAGAGGUGUUAGCGAGGAGGUGUUUAAGCUGGCUGCACACCGGCCUGUAAGGCAGAUCUCCUGCGCCAUGCCCGCGCAAGGUAUCAUCGACAUAUUGCCAGUGGCCAUUUGUCAAAAUAGUUCCCUCCAUGGUCAAUGUGUCAUGCUCCAUAAGGGAGAGACAGCGAUCGCCAGGGCACCCACAGAGAUUCGAAAGACCAUGGCGCUAGACACCUUGGCAGGUACCGUCAGAUGGAUACUUGAGAGAGGAAGGAACAAUCCUGGAACAUCCAUUCACCCCUCCUGGAUAAAUGACCUGGCCUGCGUGACCCAGCCGGCGGUGCUCCAGUGUCAGCACAGAAAGGCCACUGCUACUCCUACAAGACUAUAUGACGCCGACGACAGACUCACCAUGACGAGUAUCCCUUCAAAUGACGAACAGCCCUUAAACUAUAUUGCGCUCUCAUAUGUCUGGUCAGAGUGGACAGACAACGAGGCGCUGAAAGAUAAACUCCAGGAGAUCUCUCAGAGACUGGGGAUUCGAUACUUCUGGGUCGACAGAUGGUGCGUACACCAGAACGAUGAGGAAGACAAGGCAAGAGAAAUCCCGCGCAUGCAGGACUACUAUUCAGGAGCCAGUGGUUGCGUAGUCCUAGCAGGACCUGCCGUCGCGCCCUUUAGAUGUGUCCCCCAACACGACGGUGCGGUCAUCAGUGCUUUCCAAGAGGUUAACCUGAACUCGGAGGGAUUGAUAUCACUGAUUCUCUCCAAAUGGGCGUCGAGGAUAUGGACCCUGCAAGAGGCAUUGCUAUCCCGACAGAUGGUCUAUGCAAUCAAGGAUCAACUGAUUGAUGGCGAUUACAUCUCCGAGCUGAUUGCAUUCGUCGAGACAUUUGCCGAGGUGAUUGGUGGCCAUGAAGAGUGGAUAGGUGGCUAUGGGUGCUAUCGCUGGAACGCCAGAGCUCCGUCAGUUGUAUUUCCUCGACAAUUCCGGAUGAUGGAAGAUUCACCGCUGUUUACCAUCAUUCGAACGGUCUUUGGUGGUGAGCAGCAACACAGGGAGCUGAAACAGAUACCGCAUGGAAUUCCUAUGCCUUUUGAAGAAGCCCUGACUAUUUCCGCUGGCAGAGACGCCAGUACACAGGAAGACUAUGUGUACGGCUUGCUUGGAAUAUCCGAGGGUGGAUCAGCCUUAGAGGUUCAAUAUGAUAUUGAGUGGCCGACGAUGAUCACCAAAUUGCAAGGAGCGGGCAUGAUCACAGAGUGGCAGCUCGCCUCGGACACUGUCAGCAAGCUCCCCGGGAUGAGCUGGCUGCCCAGUGUCGAGCAUGGCUACGGUCCCUUCCAAACUCCAGGAAGGGCCAACGCCUAUGUCCGUAGGCCAGCACUCUCAUGGUCUGAGCAAGGAGCCAUUGUCCACGGGGAACGCUUUGAAUGGAUCGAUGUUGACAUGCGGGGCCUAUGCAACAGCAGCGUCCACGGAGGGGGAUGUCACGCUGCCUGCGGUACAAUUCGGUUUCUGGACGUGCCAGGACUUACUGCAAGCGUAACUGGGACCAUGCACGCUAAUUAUUACGAUAUGACAGAGGAGAAGAUGCGGACUGGUACUCAUAUCAUGCUUUGCAGGGACGUUGAGGACCGGACGAGGUCAACUGUCGUGAUGCGAGUUUCAGGGGAUGUUGAGGGCGGAAAUGUCUAUAGGGAGGAUGGAUACGUGCUAGAGAUCUAUCAUUGGCAGGGAGGUCAUCCGGGGAUGUUGAAAGGCCGGGAAUGGAGGGUUGGCAGUGUGCCGUUGUAA
Molecule: messenger RNA, 2247 nt
Organism: Fusarium vanettenii 77-13-4
Lineage: Eukaryota; Fungi; Ascomycota; Sordariomycetes; Hypocreales; Nectriaceae
Exons: 1
Coding region: 1-2247 (748 amino acids)
Source: RefSeq, a predicted model, not a curated record